Molecule: messenger RNA, 1429 nt
Organism: Calidris pugnax (ruff)
Lineage: Eukaryota; Metazoa; Chordata; Aves; Charadriiformes; Scolopacidae
Gene: ECSCR
Product: endothelial cell surface expressed chemotaxis and apoptosis regulator
Exons: 11
Coding region: 97-828 (243 amino acids)
Biological process (GO): positive regulation of endothelial cell apoptotic process; positive regulation of proteasomal protein catabolic process; negative regulation of angiogenesis
Cellular component (GO): plasma membrane; cytosol
Source: RefSeq, a predicted model, not a curated record
AGUCAGCCCAGGCAGGCAAAUCUCUCCUCGCCCUCCGGUCCCUCCCGGGAUGGCCAGAGCCCUAGCGGGGCUGCAGAGCCACAAGCCACCGAGAAGAUGCUGGCCCCGUCCCUCCAUCCGCUCCUCUGGCUCCUGGGCUGCGUCCUCUUCAGAGGUACUACAGUCUCCACAGACUCCACCGUCCAGGCUGUAACAGGUCAAUCCCAAUCGACAACACACAGCCCUGAAGUGAAGAACCACACCUCAGAGCCUUCAGUAAAAUCGAUGACACCAGAUGACCUGAAUCUCACCUCCGUGGGUCAAACGACGACAGCCAAAUCCUCUUCCCUCACUACAACACUACUGGCGUUGAUCAUGCAAGAUGAGAAGUCUAGUGACAGCAGAAGCACAGCAGCUUCACCACCUCAAGGUCAAGAGCCCAAGACAAGUGAGAGUGCCACGACAUCCACAACUCAAGGUGCUUCCUCCUUCCUCUCACAGAGAGGCACCUCAAAACCCGUCACACCUACACCGGAGUCCUCUGGCUACUUGCCUGAGCCCACCCCGACGGACGACAAAUCACCGCUGACGGUGGUAGCUUUCGGUGUCAUCAGCUUCAUAGUUAUCCUGAUAGUGGUUGUGAUCAUCCUGGUCAGCGUGGUCAGCCUGAGGUUCAAGUGUAACCGCUCAAAGGACUCGGAAGACAAACAGAAACCAGGGACCUCCAUGGUAUCAGAGAGCUGCUCGGCAGGCACAAGCCAGAAGGAUAACAGCAUCACUCUCAUCUCCAUGAAGAACAUCAACAUGAACAACAGCAUGAGUUAUCCACCAUCAGAAAAGGUGCUAUGAAGCCAAGGACCCAGAGCUUGAAGCUGACUCCUGACAACCAGCAGUGACUAUCUAGGUUCUCUUUUUUUUUUUUUUUACCUUGGGGAAAGAGCAAGGAUGGACUUUAUAUAUAAAUUAUUAUGUCCUUUCUGAUCACUACACUUACAGUAGCAUCCCACAUAGCUUCCUCGCCUGGGGUCUAAGGGCUUUCUCCACUUGCAGCCUGCCAUGCUCAAUGGUUGAUAUCUAACUCUAUUUUUUAUAUGCCUUCGAAGCCUCAGAUCAUUCCAGCAGCAAGAAGCACCAAGGAACCAUCUACUUUGCUAAUAAACUGCUGCCUUGGAUUAAUGGCCUUUAUAGUCCAUGCGAGCCAGUAACGGGCUCGUUAAUCAGUACAGCCCCACACUGAGUCAAUCCCAAGCAUUAGAAAGGCACAACCUGAAGCUGAAGGUCUAAUGGGACAUAAAUGGCCAAGUCCUAGGUCAAACCCUUAUCCUUGGUGCCCCCGUUGUCCCCGCAGCGGUGGGGAUGAUCACAUCCACCUACCUCACAGGGUUGUUGUGAGGCUACGUUAAUCAAUGCCUGUAAAAGCAUUUGGAGAGCCAUGAAUUAAAGGUGCUGC